Molecule: messenger RNA, 688 nt
Organism: Armigeres subalbatus
Lineage: Eukaryota; Metazoa; Arthropoda; Insecta; Diptera; Culicidae
Exons: 2
Coding region: 11-688 (225 amino acids)
Source: RefSeq, a predicted model, not a curated record
UUCCGUGGAAAUGUCUGCCCAGGAGGCUGCUUGGUAUUUGCUUCGGCAACCGAUGUCAGAAGCCAGCCGCAAGGUUGAGUUUAUUGCGACAAUGUGGCCACAAGAGCGAAUAAAAUCCAAGAAGCGGAACAAACAGAUGGACGAAGAGGAUCUCGACGACAAUUCCACCGAUGUGUGGACGCUAAACAUCAUCCAACGGUAUGAACUGCGCCGAGGAAUGGAUGAUAUCUGCUUGGCGGAUUUCGCAGCAUAUUAUUCGGAAGAAAGAUCCACGAAGCAUUCAUAUAGACUCCGUUUAGUUCCCCGUGUAUUGCGUUGGUGCUCAUACAGUAUGGCGGAAAUGGUCGACUAUAAGCGUGAGAUGGUUCUCCUCUUCCUACCGUUCAGGAAUGAAGUCUGCGAUGUACUUGAUCGGAACAAGUUCCUGAAGUUGUAUGAAGACAACGAGGCCGCCAUUUUGGCAAAGCACAAGGAGUAUGACUGCGAAAUGAACUUGGACCAGGUUGUGGAGGAAUACAUCCGCAGUUCGAGUUCGUCCGCACGAUCGUCAUGGAGCCGAAUGAUGACGAUAUUCACAACUUGCCAACAGGACCCUUGGCAGCUGUCGUCAAACAGCGAUCAAAUGUCUUGUCAAAGCAAGAAUAUUGUGAAAUGGUGCGUGCCACGAAUGCAGAGCAGCGGGAUUUGA